AUGGAUAGUGACAAAGUGACGUUUAGAGGAGCCACCGUCCAAGUCUUGGCCGCAUUUUUAAUAUGUUUCGUGGAAUGCUUAACGGGUAUGCUGUUCUACUGGCCAUUCUAUAACAUACCAAAUUUUGUAUCCAAAGAAACCGUUUUGUCCAAACCUAUGACUUCAGUCGAUGUUUCAUUGCUGGGAGGUUUAACAAAUAUUGGGGCGUUACUCCUGGCGCCUGCUUGUGGUUUGGCAAUAAAUAAAUUUGGACGGAAGAAUACAUCUAUGCUCAUUGCUCUGCCUUUUAUAAUUGCGUGGACAAUAUUAUCCAUCACGAAUUCAGUUCCCUGGGUGAUCAUCGCCAUGGCCAUAGCUGGCUGCGGUACAGCAGGACAAGCAGCCUGCAGAAUAUACAUUGCUGAAUUUGCCCAGGAUUCUAUCCGUGGAGCUGUGAUAUCAUCAGCCGUUUCUGUCUAUUACCUCGGCGUUUUGAUCUCUUAUACUCUAGAAGGUUUCUUAUCGUACUCCCAGAUGAUACACGUUGAGUUAAUCAUCACGCUACUAUAUGCUGUGGCAGUGUGCUUCUUAAAAGAAUCACCAGUUUAUUUGCUUCAAAAUGGAAUGGUGAAGGAAGCUGCUGAAUCAAUCGCUUUUUAUAAACAGACGACUCCUUCAUCGAAACAAGUUGAGGUCGAGAUUGCCAAAAUUAGGUUACAGCUUCGUCAUAGGCCAAACAUUUUAAUUGAAGAAAACGAAGAGUCUACUGAAACAUUGGAAUUGCUGCCAACCUCAGAUGUAAAUGUUUUUUCAGAAUUUAAGUUUUUAAAAAAAUCUCAGUCUACCCGACGCGCCCUCAUCACCUGUUUGGCUGCCCUGGGUACCAUGACCUUUAUGGGGAAUAUUCAACUACAAAUAUACGCAGAAACCUUGUUCGCUGUGACUGUGCCAUCUUUGGACUCAUCCAAGUGCACUGUAUGGCUGGCUGUAGUUUUCUUUGUCGCUUGUUUAUUGUCCUCGUUUAUAACAGAGUGGUUAGGCAGAAAACUGCAGAUGACUUUAACGUGUAUCGGCUCUUCGGUCUGCACUCUGGUAUUGGCAAUUCAGACACAGUAUGAAUGGGCUCCAGACUGGUUCACCGCACUCAUGAUAUAUUUUUACAACUUUAUUUUUAAUUUAGGAGUCUCCGUUGUGCCCUAUAUAUUGAUUGGAGAGUUGUUCUUGCCUCAGGUAAGAGGAUUGUGCAGUAGCCUUAUCUUGACAGCAGGUUGGUUAAUGAAUUUCAUCGCAUUAUGCAUCUUUAUACCUUUUGUUGAAGAAUACGGCUUCACACCACUGUUCUACGGAUUUACUGCCGUCGGCCUUUUGGGUGCUAUCUACUCUUUCUUCUAUCAGCCAGAGACUAGAGGAUUAUCUGUUGCUGCUAUUCAAAACCUGUUUCUAAAAAAUCCUAGGCAAAGUGUUAUUGUUUAA
Arctia plantaginis is the source of this 1452-nucleotide messenger RNA. The record is from the annotation of a GenBank genome assembly. Lineage: Eukaryota; Metazoa; Arthropoda; Insecta; Lepidoptera; Erebidae.